ACAGUUGAAGUAACACACAAACCACUGUCGACAGCCCUAUUCUCCUCGCCGGGCGGGUUGUUGUCUAGAAUGUUUUGCAGAUCAUAGGAAAACUGGUAAAGUCGAGAGUGCUCUGAAUCUGUUCAGUGGGUCGUGGAUAUUUUUUUCCUCUAAGUUUCUGUGAGUGGUUGAGGUUUUGAAACCUGAUCUGUGUCAUACGGUAUACCCACGACGCAAGUGAAGCUCGAAGGUGUGUCGGAGGUCUGGAGCAAGUAAAGUUCUCUAUUAUCAGGAACUCUGUGCCAUCGGUUCCUCGCUUCUUGUAGGGUCUGCGAGCAAGACGGAUAAGCACCGGAACACAGAAUGGACCCCAAGAUCAACACAAAGCCGGCAUAUCGGCCGUCGACUGAGCGAACACCGCUGCUGCGCACUGAAGGUGGAGACGGUCACGCCAUCAAUUCAGACAUUCAGAAACCGCAGACGUUCCCGUCAGUACUGGCCACGUUCAUUGCGGCACUGGGAGCGCUUAGUUUUGGAUACGCACUGGGCUUCUCAUCUCCAGCCACACUUGCUCUGACUGUUGCCAAUGGCAGUGACCCAGUCACGAGCGGGCCGAACAUGAAGCUCAACAAGGCUACACUUGCCUGGUUCGGAUCAUUCAUUAAUAUCGGCGCCAUGGUUGGUGGCCUCCUAGCUGGCUUCCUGUGCGAUUACGUCGGCCGCAAACUUGGCUUGAUGAUCUGUGCCCUACCGUUCUGCGGUGGCUGGGCAUUGCUUGCCUAUGCCGAGUCGGUAGCCCUGCUCUUCGCUGGGAGAAUAUCAGUUGGCCUCGGCGUCGGAAUGGUGUCUCUCAUGGUUCCCGUGUACAUUGCUGAGGUGGUGUCCUCGGAUAUGCGAGGCACACUGGGUGCAGUCAACCAGCUGUCUAUUACCAUUGGCGUUCUUGUUGCAUACGCCCUGGGCACAAUAUUGCCCUACAAGUGGAUGGCCAUUGUGGGCAUUGGUCUAUCCGCGAUGCACGCCUUUGGUAUGCUAUUCCUGCCCGAGACGCCGCGCUGGUACCUUGGCCGGGACAUGCGUCGCGAGGCAAAGGAUUCACUGCUGUGGCUGCGAGGUGCCAAUGCUCCCAUUGACGAUGAAUGCUGCAGCAUUGAGCAGGCACUGGAGUCGCAGGAGACGAUGUCGUUCAAGGAGUUCUUGAAGCCAGGCCUGCUGCGCCCGCUCAUGAUCUCUCUGAUCAUGAUGGUUUUGCAGCAGUGGAGCGGUGUUAACGCAGUCAUCUUCUAUGCCGGUACCAUUCUUGAAACGGCUGGUUUCAGCAACGCCAAUCUGGCCAGCAUCUCCAUUGCCGGUGUGCAGGUUGUGUUUACACUGAUCGCUACUUUGUUGAUGGACCGGAUGGGACGUCGUGUUCUGCUGAUCAUUGCCGGCAGCGGCAUGCUUGUUGGCUGCGUUGCCAUGGGUGUCUAUUACGAGAUCACGUCGGACCAUGACGGCAACCCAAAAGGGAAUCUCCGCAACACGUUUAGCCCCUUGGCUAUUACUGCCAUGCUGGUGUACAUUGCCAAAUUCUCCCUGGGAGUCGGUGCUAUUCCAUGGCUGAUCAUGUCUGAAAUUUUCCCCAACCGUGCACGCUCCGCCGCUUCAGGUAUUGCUACCUUCACCAACUGGCUGAACAGCUUCAUUGUCACGCUUACCUUUCAUCACAUGCAAGUUGCCUUCGGCUUGGAUGUCGUCUUCUGGAUUUACGGAGGUGUAUGCGGCAUUCUGGUCGUGUUUGUUCUUUUCCUUGUACCGGAGACGAAGGGUCGCUCCUUGGAAGAAAUCGAAGAGCUCUUCGAAAAGCCGUCCAUCAAUUGAAGUCCAGCAGCAGCUAGCAUUCUUCAGUUUUCACCAGAGAUUACUAAUGGUGCAUGUAGUGCUCCCUGGCCUCCAUUCUUAGUCUGUGUGUGUGACCCUAUGAGAGUAGGUUAGACAGUUUGUUGACUUGACUCUGUCUGACGUUACUCGUCUACAACACCAAAAAUGUAUUUACAGUCAUUUUUCAAAUGAUUUUUAAAAAUGAUUACAAUCUCCUUGACAUAACCGAUAUGCUUAUUGUGUGAUUGCUGCUGACAAUGCUAUGCAAUUUGUACAUUAUUCCAGCCGCCACAUUUCGAGAGUGAACGACACAGGUUACGAUGCUCAUUACAAUAUUUAAAGUAAUUUAGCAACAUAUCAAGGUUUUUUAUCGAUGGGCUCAUCACAAUCAUGGCUGUGCCCUCUGAUCAUAUCAUUUGACGAUGCUUUGACUAGUUUUUAGUGCCCGUUUUACUCUUAUUUUCUGCUUACUUCUUCGCUGCACAUCAAGUUACAGUGCGUAGUUCUCUCAUGUGAUUCUAGCACUUCUGCUGGCUUGAAUGAAUGGUAUACUAGUAAUAAUUAUCUUGCUUGCGUGUGCUGCUCUGUUCAGUAUGCGGCUUGUGGAGGUUUUUUCCUAA
Sycon ciliatum is the source of this 2459-nucleotide messenger RNA. RefSeq names its product solute carrier family 2, facilitated glucose transporter member 8-like. NCBI's taxonomy places the organism in Eukaryota, Metazoa, Porifera, Calcarea, Leucosolenida, Sycettidae. Gene Ontology annotation, molecular function: sugar transmembrane transporter activity. Gene Ontology annotation, biological process: transmembrane transport; carbohydrate transport. The record is from RefSeq and is a predicted model, not a curated record. Bases 343 to 1839 code for a protein of 498 amino acids. Gene Ontology annotation, cellular component: membrane. The transcript has 11 exons.